Molecule: messenger RNA, 2646 nt
Organism: Parnassius mnemosyne (clouded apollo)
Lineage: Eukaryota; Metazoa; Arthropoda; Insecta; Lepidoptera; Papilionidae
Source: the annotation of a GenBank genome assembly
AUGAGAGAAUAUUAUUUUCGUAAAUGGAAACGAGUGCUAGAAGAAUUAGAAAAGCAUGUGUUGGUUGAUCUUGAGUACCAGACUAUUAAGGCACACGAUCGAACUUGCUGUGAAGCAGCGCAACGUUUGGGCGGAAUCCUGGUGAAAUAUAUGGCACUUUAUAACGACAGCUUAGACUGCUUGCACCAGAACCUGCAGAUGCAAAAGACUAGCUAUAUAGAAGAUGUUGUCAAGGCCAUUACUGCCAGAAUUUUGGAACUAAAACGUCAUUUAAGAAAAUUAGAAAGCCAAAACUAUCAAUUCCUUGGCAACGGUUUGAUCCAACACAUGCUAACUUUUGACAAUGCAGAUCUAAAAGAUAUACCCAGUAAAGUAAAGAGAUCCGAACAUAUGCAAGCUAUGAUAGAUGAAGUCCUACUGAGAGCUGCCGAGGAGAAAGAAGCAGCUCUUCAUAAAGGUAUUAAAGAAGAAAAUACACCACCUCCAGAAAAUAUUGUUGAAAAUUGGUGGGAAGUAGAUGAAGAAGAUAACGAUAAAAUAAAAGAAGCCAAUACUUCUAAAGUAAAUGAAAAACUUUCUGAAGAAAGUAUUAAACGCAUUGAAAUGAUUAAACUUAUACAGGCACAUGAGCGGUCUCGUCAAGUUAUACGUUCCAUGACGAAACGAAAACUACAAAGAGAAAUGUGGGAAAAGGAACUGAGAGGUACAUUAAAACCUCAAGCUAAAUUUGAAGUGAAGGAAAGAGCUGCUAGACUUAUUCAAAACAUUUUCAGAGCAUAUUUUAAAAUUAAGAGAAAUCAAAUUAUUCAAUGCAAAGUCGACGAAGCACUUCAUAUAAACCUGUGCAAAAAGUUUGUCUUAGUAGAAAAAGUUAAAAAUGAUAAAAUAAAAGAGCAACGACUUAAUAAGCAAAAAUAUUAUGAGAAAGCUUGGGAAUCUGAUUACGAAGAGCUAAAAACAAUUUACUUAAAAAAAGAAGAAGACAAAAUUAGCGAUGACUACAGAGAGCUAAUUAGAUACUGGUUUUGGAAAUGGUUUGAAGAAGUUAAGUUCUUUUAUGAUAUACCAAAAGAAGAGCAUGGUGGUUCCGCAUUGAUAUUUAAAGACGAAGUUCCAACUCCUUCAGAAUGGAAAUUACAAUAUGAAGCGUACUUAGAAGAAAAGAAAGCUAAUAAAAACAAGACGGCACUUCAGAAAAAGUGGGAAAAAACGGAAGCGAAAAGAGAAGAAAUUGAGAUUAAGAAAGAAGAAUUUAGGAAAAGGAAACAAGAAGAGGCAUUAUUACAGAAAAUGAUGAAAAACCCCAAAGCACAUCCCGGAUUUUACUACCCGGAUUCUAAGACAACUGAAUAUAUUCUAAAGGUAAUUAAAAAUUAUAAAAAAGAUUGGCAAGACCUUGAUUACUGGGAAACAGAAGGAGUCAAAGAGGGAUCUGUGAAAGAUGUAGACAAAAACAAUGCAUAUAUGGACGUUAAAAUGGAAUUACUGAAAACAGUUGAUGAAGAAAUGAGGGAAGAACUAAAAAUUUUAAAGAAAGCUUUGAAAAACGAUUAUAAAAGAAGUGAAGAAAAAAUGCCUGAAACAAUAAAGCUUAAAUUAAAAAGACCUAAACGGAAACGCAAAUUGAAAUCAACGAUAACCGAAAGCGUUCAGAACAAAAUAGAGGACCUCGCUGUAGCUGGAUUUUUAAAAGACCGCACACAAAUAACGUUUCAAGACUUUUUGGGAGAUUUUAACUUUGCAGGAGACGAUCUUCGUUGUAUGAUGCAAACUGCUCUACCUUUUGGUGGUGAACUGAGAUCACUAUGGUGGGAGAGAUGUAAUGAGUUGUACCGUGGAGCGCGACGCAUCCUACUCAUAGGACCACAGGGAAGUGGGAAGACAACGUUGGUACAUAUUUUGGCAUCGGUAAACGAUGCCAUGCUGUUCGAGUUGGAUCCGUCAAAGAUCUCGCAAGAUGUACUAUCGGCUGCAUAUUUGCGGCAAACAGUAAGCUCGGUGGUCACAUGCGCAAAAGCUGUUCAGCCCUCCGUUAUUCACAUCAAGGCUCUUCAUCAAAUUUAUUGUAAAAAGGCCCCACCCAACGAAAACAAAAUUAACCUAGAAUUGUAUAAACGAUUUUUCGUACAAAACUUAAUGAAGAAAAUACGCAAAACUGACAUGAUAACUAUAAUUGGAAGUUGCUACGAUCCUUGGUUGACAAAAUCGGGUCAAUUACUUAAGAAAUUUCCAGAAGUGAUAAUGCUACCUGAAUCUACAUAUUCCACGGUUUCGAUGAUAUUAAAAAAUUGGAUGACUGACAAUCGAAUUGUACCACGCAAUUUGAACUUACAAAGUGUCGCGCAAGUGCUUCAAGGAUACUCGUUUGGAUACCUCAAAGAUGCGCUUAAUAGCUUUUUAACACCGGAAAAUAUACUAAAGAUCGCUGCGUACGGGCUGUCUCCGCGAGAGCUGGUCGACCACGUCACUCGUGACGGAAGCGAGGAAUCAAUUGAUUAUAAAAAAUACCGUCAAUGGUACACUGACUACACUGCCUGGGGAAAGAAAGAAGCAAAAAGAUUGAAGGAUGAUAAAGAAUUUGAACUGGUCGUGGAGAAAUUUGCCAAGAAAAAGAAGAAAUUGAAAAAUGAACACGAAAUGAAAUAA